Messenger RNA from Penicillium egyptiacum, 1374 nucleotides. NCBI's taxonomy places the organism in Eukaryota, Fungi, Ascomycota, Eurotiomycetes, Eurotiales, Aspergillaceae. The record is from the annotation of a GenBank genome assembly.
AUGUCAUUGACCGAAUCCGCAGCAGUUGAUGUCGCUCAUAGCGCAUCACGCGCCUCUCGUCGCCUCGCAACCUUAAGCAAUGAUGAACGCAAUAAAGCUUUGACGUUGCUCCAUGAUGCAUUGGAAAUGAACCGAAAAGAUAUCCUUGAAGCCAAUGCUAGGGAUGUGGAACUUGCCACUAUUGCGGCCGAGAGUGGGAAUUUGAGUCGCAGCGUGCUCAAGAGACUUGACCUGUCGCGGCCUGGAAAAUACAAAGACAUGCUUGAUGGAAUCCUGAGUGUGCGAGAUUUAGAAGACCCUAUUGGGAAAGUGACACUACGAACCCUCCUUGACGAUGGUCUGACACUCGAGAGAGUCAGCUGCCCUAUCGGUGUGCUACUGAUUAUCUUUGAGGCCCGCCCAGAGGUAAUAGCAAACAUCGCUGCGUUGGCUAUCAAGUCAGGUAACGCUGCUAUUCUGAAAGGUGGGAAGGAAUCCAUGGAGUCCUUUGCGGCAAUCGCGAACGUUGUCUCUAAAGCUAUCGCCGAGUCUCGCGUGCCAGUAUCAUCCAUCCAGCUGGUCAAGACACGCGAUGUGGUGUCUUCUCUCUUAGCCCAGGACCGGUUGAUUGACCUAGUCAUUCCUCGGGGUUCCAACGAACUUGUCCGUUUCGUGAAAGAUAAUACGAAAAUCCCUGUACUUGGACAUGCCGAUGGUCUUUGUUCUGCUUACAUACACGCCGAUGCUGAUAUCGACACCGCUGUGAAAGUGAUUGUGGAUUCAAAAACGAACUAUCCAGCGGCAUGCAACUCAUUGGAGUGCUUGCUUGUCCAUGGGGAUACCCUUGAAUUUGUCUUCCCGGCGGUAGCUUCUGCUCUCCUAGAGAAAGGCGUGACUCUCCGUUGUGAUCCUGAUUCAAAGUCUGCUUUGACAAAGAGAUUGCCAGCUGAGAAAUCAGCGCAAGUACAAACUGCCACCGAAUCCGACUAUAACACCGAGUUUUUGGACCUUGUAUUGGCAGUGCGAACAAUUCCCUCGACCGACCCUUCGACCACGGCCGUGGAGGCUGCCAUUACCCAUAUAAACAUGCAUUCCUCCAAGCAUACUGAGAUCAUUUUGACUCAGUCAAAAGAGGUGGCGGACAUGUUCAUGGGCGGAAUUGACAGUGCUGGUGUUUUCUGGAAUGCAUCUACUAGGUUUGCCGAUGGCAUGCGGUUCGGAUUUGGUACGGAAGUUGGCAUCAGCACCAACAAGAUUCAUUCCCGAGGACCGGUCGGACUUGAGGGCCUGACCAUCUACAAGUACUUGAUCCGGGGAAAUGGUCACGGGGCAGCGGACUAUGAUGGUGAAGGAGGGAAGAAAUAUCUCCAUACUAAACUGCCCAUAGACCAGUAA